AUGCCUCCAGCACAAAAGACCGUUGUUAAGAAGGAAAUCGCCGAACCAAAGAUCGUCGAAAAGAAGAGAGAACAAGCCAAGAAGAACGUCGCCAAGAUUACCAAGAGAGGUAAGGGCGUUAGAGCUCACAAGGUUUGGACUUCAGUCACCUUCAAGAGACCACACACUCUUAGAUUGGCCAAGAAGCCAAAGUAUGUUAGAAAGUCUAUCCCAGCUACUAACGACAUGGAUACCUAUCAAAUUCUCCAAUAUCCACCAACUCUCCAAAAUCCAAAGGUUACCAAGGCUAUUGAAGAUAACAACACUGUUGCUUUUGUUGUUGAUUUGAAAUCUAACAAGAAGUCCAUCAAGAAGGCUUUCGAAGAAUUGAGCAAGGUUAAGGUCCAAAGCAUUAGAACCCAAAUCACCGCCAAGGGUAAGAAGUUGGCUUGGAUUAAGCUUCCAUCGAACGUUGAAGCCAUCGAUGUCACAUCUCAAUUGGGUAUGCUCUAAAUCUUCCAUAAAAACAAAAAUUAAUUUCAAAAAAAGUUUUUAAUUUUAUUUAAUAGUAUUCCUGAAAUUGUUUGAAGCUAAUAUAAACUAUCUAAUGUAGAUUUAGCAA
Molecule: messenger RNA, 601 nt
Organism: Naegleria gruberi
Lineage: Eukaryota; Heterolobosea; Eutetramitea; Acrasida; Naegleriidae
Exons: 1
Coding region: 1-492 (163 amino acids)
Biological process (GO): translation; ribosomal large subunit assembly
Cellular component (GO): ribosome; cytosolic large ribosomal subunit
Molecular function (GO): structural constituent of ribosome
Source: RefSeq, a predicted model, not a curated record